Messenger RNA from Dicentrarchus labrax (European seabass), 9489 nucleotides. RefSeq names its product BTB and CNC homology 1, basic leucine zipper transcription factor 2b (gene bach2b). Lineage: Eukaryota; Metazoa; Chordata; Actinopteri; Moronidae. Gene Ontology annotation, molecular function: protein binding; DNA-binding transcription factor activity, RNA polymerase II-specific; RNA polymerase II cis-regulatory region sequence-specific DNA binding. The transcript has 6 exons. Bases 589 to 3102 code for a protein of 837 amino acids. Gene Ontology annotation, biological process: regulation of transcription by RNA polymerase II. The record is from RefSeq and is a predicted model, not a curated record.
GCUUCCCGCCGGCACCAACGCAAAGCCGCACCGCCGCUGACGAUGUUGUGAAUGAGGGGAUGGAGUGACGUCAGCGGCCGAAUGUCAACAAUGUAGCGGCUGAGAGUAGGCGUUCCAGUCGAGUGUAACAAACAGCGGAGACGGAGCGGCACGCCGCGCUGGAUUCUCCACGCACACAUCACACACGCGCGCGCAGUCGUACACACCGUAGAAUCACAGACGUUGUGUGUGUGUGUGUGUAUGUGUGUGUGUUUUUUUUUAAAGUGAGAAAUAACCGAGUUGCGGGCAGCUACGGGAUAAGAAGUCACCUUAUCUGCAGCCGGGAGGGCUUUGAGGAAACGACAAAGCGAGCCAUCAUGUGAAAGAACUUAUGUGGGAAACGGAAAGAAGGGCUGGAAUACGAGCGGAAUAGAAAGUAAAAGCUUUCCUGCGACAUUGGAUGAGUAAUUGUGGAUGAUAGGAGGGUCUGUCUGUCACGCUGCGGGGACGUCCUCCCCGCGCACUGCCAACCUGCCAAUCAUGACCUCUUUCUGACUGAUAGUGAUGUGGAUGUGUCUGUGUAUGACCGUGUACGCUGCUCGUGGAUAAAUGAUCACUAAUCACCAUCAGGAGAUGAAGGACAAGUCUGGCGUGAGCGGAAUGUCCGUGGAUGAGAAGCCUGAAGCCCCCAUGUAUGUGUAUGAGUCGACGGUUCAUUGUACCAAUAUCCUCCUCUGCCUCAACGACCAGCGGAAGCAGGAUAUCCUGUGCGAUGUGACUGUCCGGGUGGAGGGCAAGGAGUUCCGCGGGCACCGGGCCGUGCUGGCCGCCUGCAGCGAGUAUUUCCUACAGGCGCUGGUGGGCCAGGCGGAGAAUGGCUUGGUCGUUAGCCUUCCGGAAGAGGUCACUGCCAGGGGAUUCGCCCCAUUGUUGCAGUUUGCCUACACUGCUAAGCUGUUACUCAGCAGAGAAAACAUCCAGGAGGUCAUCCGCUGUGCUGAAUUCCUGCGCAUGCACAACCUCGAGGACUCAUGCUUUCGCUUCCUGGAAGCUCAGCUGCGCAGUGAGGAGGACGGCUUGCUGCUCUGCCACAAGGUGGCGGCGGAGGUGAACAACUCAGAGGAUGAGAGCAUGCAGUCAGAGGUGGAAAGGCCCACCUCCCCCAGGGCGCGGCGGUGUGCCGACGCCCUGUCCUCCUUUCGACACCCUGAUGAUGAUAGGCUAGCGAUGGCUGUGCCCAGUAACUUCAUGGAUGGUCGUCUGGACUUUGAUCGGCAUGGUGCGUCAGACCUGCCACGAUGCCCCAAGUACAGAAAAUACCAGUGGGCUUGUAACAAGCACAAUAAUGACACCUCCUCAGACACCAGUACCUCAGGUUUUCCAAGCACAUUAAAGGAGAGCAGCGUAAGUGGGGCAGUGCCAGGUCAGGGCAGGCUGCCUUUGGCCCAGAUCAAAGUUGAACCACAGGCAGAGGAAGAGGCCAUCUCAUUGUGCCUGUCAGGGGACGAGCAGGACGUCAGGGAUAAGGACAGUGUGACAGCCAUGGAGAUGGAUAACCCAAUAUCUGUGGAAAGAAACAAGAGAACCAAGUCCCCUUCCUGCCUCCGAGCCUUCUUCAAGAAAGGGGUGGACCACCCCAGUCUGCCCAACACAUCACAGCAGCUAUUCGCCAACAGACUUGUCUGCCCCCAGGACAAAGGAAACUCUCAGGGAGAUCAUAAAAAAGACUUCAGGCCUUUCACUGGGGAGCUGGGUCUGUCGGUUACAUCCCCAAAGGACAUGGACGGUUUCCCUGCAGGGUUGUCCCUCAAGUCCACUUCAUGUGAUGGGGUCUGCAAACAGGAAGUUGAGAUAGACCGCCGUAGUGUCAUAUUUUCCUCAGGGGCCUGCAACCGUCUGGGAACCCCAGCGCAUUCCUACCCUGGUGGGAACUCUUUGGAGAUGGAGCUCACUGAGCCCAUGCCAAAGGGCGUGUGGGGUGGAACCAGCCAGUCCCUCCCCAGCUCCCAGACCUAUUCUCCCAGCACCACCUCCUCUGAGCCCCCAAUCCUGUGCCGCCCACGGCCCAACACCAGCUGCCCAGUGCCAAUCAAAGUGUGCCCACGCUCGCCGCCUUGUGAGACACGCACCAGGACUUCCAGUUCCUGCUCUUCAUACUCCUAUGCGGAGGAUGGCAGCGGAGGCUCUCCCUGCAGCCUGCCCCAGUUUGAGUUUUCCUCCUCGCCGUGCUCCAAUGUGGCACGCUGCCUCAAUGUGGACCAGCAGGAGCAAAGUGUGGGAGGGGAUGCCCUUUUUAACCAGGUGCGGCCCAAGAUCAAAUUUGAGCAGUCCUACGGCACCAACUCCAGCGACGAGUCAGGCUCCUUCUCAGAGGGAGACAGCGAGUCCUGCCAUGUACAGGAGCAAGGGCCAGAGGUGAAGCUGCCUUUCCCCGUAGAUCAGAUCACAAAUCUUCCACGGAACGAUUUCCAAAUGUUGGUGAAAAUGCACAAACUGACCUCGGAACAGCUCGAAUUCAUCCAUGAUGUGAGGCGACGGAGCAAGAACCGCAUCGCAGCGCAGCGCUGCCGCAAGAGGAAGCUCGACUGCAUCCUGAACCUGGAGUGUGAGAUCCGAAAACUGGUGUGUGAGAAGGAGAAGUUGCUGAUGGAGAGGAACCAGCUGAAGGCGUGUAUGGGCGAGCUGUGGGAGAACUUCUCCUGCCUGUCGCAGGAGGUGUGCAGAGACGUCCAGCUGAGCCCCGAGCAGGUCCAGUCUUUACACCACUACUGCCCCGUGCUGCGGCCCGCCGACUCCACUGCCAGCAACAACGCCGCCCACCAGCCCAAGCCUGCCUCCAGCCCCGCCGCCAACACCACCACCAGCAUCGACCUCACCACCCACUCGGGCUCGGCCACGCCGGAGCCCAGCUUCCACGGGUCGCCCGGCCCCUCAGAGAGCGAGCCCGACUCAGCCGUCAGGAAUGGGGCGGACAGAGAUACGGACGGCCGGGACACCAGCUUGUACACAAAGUCAGGGCUGUCCGUGGAAAAAUCCAACCAGACGGUAACAGUGGAUUUUUGCCAGGAAAUGACUGAGAAAUGUACAACUGACGAGCAGCCAAGGAAGGACUGUACUAAGUAGUGGUGGUUCUCUGUGUUGUUUUUUAUUAUUUAAUUUUACUCUUCUGACAAACCCCUCUCUCGGGGUUGCUGAGACGGUCAGCCUCCGCCAGUGUUCACUGAUAAACAAGCUUUGUUUGUAUUUAUGUCUUUUUGUGCUGUUUUUUUUUUUUUUUUUUUUUUUGGAACGGUUGACACUAAAGUUGUCUUAACAGCAGCAAUACUGUUCUCCAGGUAUUCUCCUCUUACCAUGACAGAGUGGGGAACUUCUCACCAAACCCUUACAAUGGUGCUAUACUCUCCCCGGCAGCAACCUUUACAGUGGAGACUCUGUUCUCCGCGUCGUCACACAUCACAACUCAUAGUUGAACCUCAUCGGACCUAAACAGCAGCUCUCUUUGUCUCCCUGUGUACCAACAGUAUCUCUGUUCCUGCCUUCCUCUUUCUCAUUUUGCUCUUCUCUUUUUUUCCCACUCUGUCUCUAUCAAUCUCCUCUACCUCUCUCUGUCCCUCUCUCUCUCCCCCCCCCCCUCUCUCUCUCUCUCUCCGUCUAUGGUUCUUCUCUCACUAUAUCUCAGUGGCCCUUUUCGUCACAGCAAUUCAAACUCAGGAAAAUAAAAUAAAAUAUCCUCUGAAUGUUCAAUCUAAUUCGCCCUGCCUGAGUCCCAACUCUUUUGGAACCGCAGUCAACUUCCUCCUUUCCUGUACUUAGUUAUGCUAUGCUAUGUGCUAGGCUAGUCUAUGUUGAAAACCAUAUUUAAAAGAAGGUUUAAAGAUAAAAAGCGACAUUUACAGUACACUUGAUAAAUAGGUUGCUCAUCCACAUCAACUGUUAGCUAGCUAAUUAGAUGCCAUUAUGCUAACAUUAGUUAUCAGCAAUUAAUGUAGAAACCGCUAGCUACUCCAAUACUUGCUAGUGGUUUGCUAUGCAUGCUAGCUACCUAGCCAGCUAACGAUUGGUGUGCACUAUCUCUCUAUGUAUCUCACUUUUAUCUUUUAACAGUUAUCAAAAUGUGGUUGUCGUUUUUAACAUAAAUUAGCCUAGCACGUAGCAUAUCUACGUACAGGGAAGGAGAAAAGUGACAGAGGUCCUGACUGAGGCUUGCUCAACUGUUAUUGGAGCACAGAGCAAAAAGGGGCGGGACUUAGGAAGGGUCGAUUCCUAAAAAAUGAGAAUACAGCUUCUGUACGCGAGGGAGUUAAUGAUGCAGUUCGGCUGUAAAAUGUUCAUAUGCAAAAAUGUCUUCAAGCGUCUCGCAUUUGUAUUUCUGUACAGGACAACUUUGUACAGGCUGUAACCGAAAACAUUCCUCCUUGCCUUCCUCAGCACUGAAUUGAAAGGAAGAAAAAAAAAGUCUUUGCAGGCGGUUAAAUGGCUAUUUUUUAUUUCCCACUCAUCAGCAAUACCAUUGUAUUUGGAUGUUGUACUGGUGACUUUCAAGUGCUUGUUUGGCAGAAAUGUAAAUAGUAUGGAGCAUGAUGACUGUAACAGUGAUUUUGUACAGGUAGCGGCUUAGAUGUUUCUUUCUCACCGGGGUUAUAUCAAGCACCUUUUUGCUAAGGGAAAAAAAAAUCUUUGCUUUGCUGUUUCCUGUCCUGCCUAACGAAUACUCCCCAUCAUGGCGGGUGUUCUUAUACUCAGGAAAUCAGCUUGACACCCAUGUGUCACACUUAUACAGUACAUACAGAAACACACAUCAACACACACAUAGAAUUUUGAGCCCCAUGCAUGUAUAAAAAGUUAGACAUUCAAGACGUGUUUUUAACACGCAGGCUCAAGCCAGAUCCUGUCCACCUUUGACUCCUCUUUAAAUGUGAAAAAAAGAGUUCUGCCUUGUGUUUUUUCAGAGGAAAUCUUAUUUCUUAUCAGUAUUUAAAGACGCUAUUUGUGUACACUUUCGCAGACACGCUUUGGUUUUCUUCAGUGUUGCUGUUUGAUGUACGAGGGAAAGAGAACAGAGCGCAGCCUACAUCUAAGUUAACUUUCAUUUUUUUCAAACUGAUCCUGAAUAAAACGAAACACCUAUUGACAAAGGAAAAUAAUUUAACUUAAUUUGGGCACUUUGUUUCCGGCCCCAAGCGCUCAGAGCCAUUUAGCACUUCAAUGAGGGUCUUCGUCUUUGUUUCAGACCCCUUAAAAGUCUAAGACGGGAGCACUUAAAUUGGCCCUUCAAAAGGAAACAUGUGGAUAUGAUAAUAUACAAUAAAAUAUCUCUAUGAAAAAGAUGUAUCUGAAACCUAAACACAAAAGGAAGCUAAUGCUUUAGUAUAAGAUUGUUCACACCUUCUAUUUGUAUUUCUUUAGGAAUUGAAUAAGCUAAUUCAGAUUUCAUUUGACGUGAAAAUGGUUUAUGUGUUGUCCAAAUGAUUAAGUAACAAUCAUAUAAGAUAGUAACACGUUUUGCCCUAACUGUGCAUUUGUUUGAACAUCCCAGUCUGUGAUGUGCAUGCAUGCUGCCUAUAGCUGUGAGCCUAGUUAGUUUUUUCUAGCUUCUGUUUGCCUCGUAAGUUCUCUCCGGAGCAGUCUGCUUUUAAAAUCAUAUUUUUAAAAUUUCUAUGUAUAAAGAAGCUGAAUUAUCUCAACCCUCACUAGAGGCUGGCUUCAUGUGCGAGAACUCUAGAGCAAAGGUUGAAUUCAAUUGGAAUGUGAAGCUUUAUUCAUUGCUCUUCAAAGCCCCAAUCCAAAAUGGCGCUCCCCAUUAGUCACCUCUAGGCUAGUUUCUGUAGCUCAGCAUAAUCUCUCAUUGAGCAUUUCUUCCACACUCUUUCUGAAGUUUACUAUCCUCACUCAAAAAGAGUAUCUUACUCGCUAUUAAAAAUGCAAACCCUUUGUGAUUUAAAAAAUCUAAACAACCAGGAUUUUGUUAGCAGGCAAACAACUGCAGCUUCCAUGAAGUUUAACCAACCAAAAUAUGUCAUUGUAACUGUUGGUUUCUCCCACUGUACAAAAUGGAGCUGAAAUAUCCAGAUACGGCCGCUGCCAUCUUGAGCUGGUGACGUCAUUCAUUUCAUGACAUGAACCCCCCUUUUUAUAGUAUCACAUAACUAAUUCAAACUAAACUGAAGAAAAAUGAACACUUAAACAUACUUCAGCAGCCUUUAAUGGACACAUUUACUUAAAGUCACAAAGGGUUCCAAUUUUGACAGAAGGUGUAUAUAAAAAAUAUAUACCAUAUACAACCUUAUAUAAUAGGUCAAUCUAAAAAUAUGGAUAGUAAACCCCAUAGCCAUAUAGAGCAGGUCAACUGGGAGGGCUAGUGAGCUAGGCUGAAACACAGUGUUUCAUUACCCUUUUAAGGUCAUUUUGAAGCUAAACAUUUUUAAAUUAACCUGUGAUUGGGGCUUUAAAGUGUGGAUGAUAUGUCUUGAAGUUCUCCCCCUGACUUUAACCAAUGUAAUUUUUAGAUGUAGUUAAAAUAUGAUCUCACACGUAAGGCUGUUUCUGUUAUUCAGCCGAACAGAGUAUAAGUGUAUUUUAUGAACCCGUCUUUAAUUGUUAAAAGAACGGUCCCUGCUUUGUAGAAUAUACAGACCCAUACAUGCACAAACACAUGCACACACACACGUGAUACAGAAUACAGAACGCCCACAGUACAUGCGUUUCUUGGGGCACAGCCUGCGUGCGGCGCGGCCGUGGUUCAGCCCUUUUUCCUAUUUGUGCUUUUUCAUUCUUGUGCGCGAAACAGUAUUUACCAUGUGGAGAUUCUACCAGGUUCAAGCCAGAAAACUCAAGUGGAAUCAUCUACGUUAUACCAGAAGCUUCUUUUCUGCAAACAUUAUGCAACUCAUUUUCUAUUCAUGUACUUUUUUUAUUUGCUUGAUGUUACAUUAAGGUGUUGCAUUGGAGAGCACCAACUCUUGACUUUGUUUUUCUGUUUGGAGAAAAGUUGUGUUGUAGCAAAACUAUUGUAACAAAGGACCCUGGGUGUCUUUUCACAUGUCCUAAUAAUACUGCAAUGAUCACAUUCUUGUUUUUGCAUAGCAGACUUUCUGUUACACAUUUUGAAUGUUGAUAAUUCAACCUGACAACCUUUAAAUUCCUGCAGAGCUAAGAUGAAAGAUACAAUAAACGGUCGCCCCUGAAAAGCUUUUUGUCCAGAACCUCUGACCUCUUCAGGUCUUGCUGCAUUGCUCCAACACUGACUGUUUGCUCAAAGCACAGUAACAGCCUCGGCUUAAGUGGUGAGAUGAGUUCAUGUCAGCAUCUUCAACAGGUCAGCUGUUGUUUAACGGGUCAGCUCACUCAAAUGUACAAAAAAAGAGUUUUGGUUGUAAAGUGUUUGUUUAGCAAAAUUUAGCAUCUUCUUGCAGAAGUAGUGUCCUUUUGCUUUGGAUAAUCACUUACUGUGAACAGUUUUUGUAGUUAGGUUUAGUUAUUUUAAUGAAAACUAAUAUAAUUGAAAUUCCAUUCAACUCCAUUCUAUCGGGCUGGUGGCAGAAAUCUUAGACAGUGUCAGACUGUCUAGAUACCAGCAGAGGUAAUUACGUUUUCAAUUAAUUAUUACAUGUGUGUAUAUAUAUAUAUUAAGGAGUAUGGUCUAGACCUGCUCUAUUUGAAAAGUGUCCUGAGAUAACUUCUGUUAUAAAUUGGCACUAUACAAAUAAAGUUACAUAUAUAUAUAUAUAUAAUUAUUGUAAUUUGGGUGACCUGACCCUUUAGUGUCUCAGGGUGCCAAUCAUUUGAGCAUGCUCUCUGUAUCACUCUCAAUCAGACCUCUGCCUUCCUUUUUUUUUACUUUGUUUAAGAGUCAAAUAAAAUGUCCCCUAAAAUUAGAUGUUAAUGUCACUUAAAGCUGCAUUCAUUGAUUUUUAGCCACCUGGGGGCAGCAGAGUAAUCAGUUAACACAACACUGUCAUAUUGUCACCUAACAAAUGAGCAAACAGUUGCCUGCUUACACAUCAAGCCGACAGAGAGCAGCAUUAGCAUUCAGUUGGAGAGCUGUUUGUUUCCAUCUGAUGAAUGUAAGUCCAAUAUUCACUCUUUUUUUUAACUCUGUUUUGGCCUCAAACUCCCCCUGAGAAAAAGAUGUGACUCUUUAGCUGCUAAAGGCUCCACUAUGUUCACCAGAUAGAUGCUAACUUUGUAUCUGUGCUGUUUGGUGCUAGGCAGGUAGCGUACAAUGAGUUUGUUAAGGCUUUUUUUGUUGUUGCUAAAAACAGCUAGAAAUGAAUUCCCUGGUUGUAAAACCAAAAACAAACAAAUUCUCUACUGGUUUGUCACUACGAGUAACACCUACCACAUUACACAUGAUCCAUUGUUCAAAUACAAAUAUUGAUUAGUGCAGCUUUAAAUGAUGUAACAGUAAUAAUUCUAUGCAUAGAAAAUUAAAUGAAAUACUUAGAUAUGAGGAAUCCUCCAGGUUACUUUGUGCCAGCCAAACUCUUUUUGGCUGUGGCCAUUGCAGCAGAUUGAUUUAAGUGAACAAUUUCACUGUAACUCUGUUCAUUGAAUGCUCGUUACCAUUUUGCUGUGGAUUUGUCUUGUUUAGUUAAACUUUUUUUUUUGUUGCUGCUUCUCUGAAACAAACACUGGCUUUUCAACUCCAAAGGUUGUUCUGUAAAAUAUGAACAAAAACAUGCCUUUCUCACAGAUUGCUCAACUUUAUUGAAAAAAAAAUAAAUCUGGUAUCCUUCUUGAAAGCGCAGGCUAAGAUCAUCGAGUAAAAUAUAAAAAUGGAAAAUGUUUACAAAUAGGUGUCAUGUCAUGUUUGAUAAUUUGCCAUGUAAAAUUGACGCUUGGUUCAAUUGGAUUGAUUCUUGGUGUUGUGUAAAGAGACAAAGAAUGAGUUUCCUCACCUUGUCUUUAAUCCAACUUUGGGGAUGGGUCAGCAUUACAUGGAUACAAGUGCACCUCCGAUAUUUGCCUUAGAACUUGCAGAGGCCAUAGUUCACAUUCAAGUGAAGUGAGUGUAUGCAGGGGCCUGGGCCCCCAUCCCUGAGUCACCAGUGCGGACUUUCUCACACUUAUCUACCUGUGAAAUCCUUCAUACCUCUCAUAACUGGUCAAUGACUGUAUCAGCAAACUGCAUCAGGUGUUUUUUCUACAUGCUUUUUACACAGAUUAUAUGGAUUAUUGUAUUAGUAGAUCUUGGUGCAUCAUUUUUAAUGUAAUAGCUCUUAAGCUUGUAGUUCAAGUUGUUGUUUUUUUCUUUCAUUUUUCUAGAUGAUUGUUUUGUGUUAAUAUUGUCAAUUUGAAAUAGCUGUUAUUUGCUUAUUCUCUACUAAGAGUUCUUACCUUUAUAAUUUUUAAAUGCUACAUGACCCUAAUGAAUUAAAAUGACUUAAUAACCAUUGUAAAUACGGUAUUGUGCAAACCCCAUUUUCAUUCAUUUCAAUUGCUAGUGUUCUAUAAAUUACUUUUUUGUCUAGACACCAUUUCUCUUUAUGAAAUAAAGAAACGUGCAUAUCA